CCCUGCCGCGCUACGCGCCCCUCCUCCCGUUGCCCGCCGAACCAACCCUCCGCCGUCCCUAAACCCCUGUCUCUCUACACGUCGUUGCCCCACCCAUCUCCGCCUGAUCUGGCAGCCGGAGCUCGUGGAGAGCCCAUGCUGCGCCGGGUCGAGAACCCCAACGGUGGGGCGGAGGCGCCGCUGGCGGGGGCGUGCGAGGGGCGAGGCAAUGGACAGCCGCAUGCGGGGCUCGAGUGGGCGGCGGCAAUGCGGAGAGAAGUGCGCUGCAACGCGCCUGAAGUGAGGAGGUGCUCGAGCUCGCAGAGGCGGAUGCCCAGCAACCUAGCAGAGCUCUGCUCAUCGCAAUUUCGCGGAAGCACAUCUGUACCAGCGAUAGUGGCGGCGGCGGCGGCGUUCUCAUCCCUUGAAACAGGUUGCGCCUUCGCUGGCGUGUGCACGAGCAACAGCGCCGUGGUGCCCUCCGCAGUCCACACCGUGCUCACCCUGCAAUCACUGCCUGACGAUGACGAGCAUGUCAGAAGCUCUAGCGGCUAUUGCUCCUUCCUGAAAUGGUGUCUGUUCUGCCGACAAGGUGCUCGAUCAAAUGCCAUGCCCAUGGAAAGUUUCAUUACGAAUCAAUACACUACAUUCCUGAUCACAACUAGAGGAAGUAGUAACAGGGUAUCGUUGAUCUUUUGGUUUAUAUAUUCCCCGUGAGGCAUUUCCACCUAGGUUAACUGUGGUUUCAUCUAAUACAAAUAGUACAAAUAACUCAAUGUUUUUUUCAGGGAACAACAAGAGAGUGAGAGCCCCACCUGAACACUUGAUAUGUUAUAAUGCAAUGACCCUGCUGCUUACCAUCUGAUGCUUUGUACUGCUAGGUGAUAAUAAGUCUUAUAAACACGCAAUUUCCACCUUACCAAGAUUCUACCAUAAAAACUACCUUUUAUGGGUAAUACCGUAAGUGCCAUGAGAUUUCAUCAUCCUUGCAUUACUGACAAUCUAUUCCAAAACAGUAAGUCUUCAUUCUACAUUUCUACUUCAAUAUUCUUUUAGUGUAUAAAUUAAUACUUCUAGCAUUUAAGCUGAUAUUCCUUGAUUGCUUGGCGGCAAAUGUAUCUGAAAUUAAAUCGAAUUAUUCCUCGAUUCACCAAAGCAACAAAUAUUUUAUAAAUAUAUUUCCUUCAUUCUCUAAAAGUUGACUGCAAGUAACACUCUUGCUUAUUUUUGUGCUUCAAAACUGACAUCCCUAUUACAAUGACUUCUUCUUUGAGGCAAAACAAUACAUAAUUCAGUCCAAAGCUCAUGGCAGGAGAUAAGCCCUUCUGUUCCUCUCUAUUUUUAUCCGGGCAGCACCUAUUGUUCACCAUGACAGAACCUUUCCAAACGGUGAAAGUUCCUGCAUCAAAUGUAGGCAUCUGACAACUUACAGUAGGCAAGAUUUGCUCUUGAGCAAGAUUGAGCCAUCUAUAUUUGAUCUGUGCAAUGCCUGUCAAAAAUAUCCAUAGAUUGGGUAUAUGCAUAUGCAGGAACAUAACUCUGAAUUUUCCAGUGCCACAGUGAGCUCCAAACAUGAAGGCAACAGGAGUCUUUCCACCCAUAUAUGGCACCGUCUGGUCCAACAUAAGGUAUACAUUAACAAUGUUUAAUCGUAGUCUCAAGAAGACCCUACUUGUUCUAUAUGCAGUUAGGAGCAAGAAGAUGGUUUCUGCGCAAUCAUUAGCUGCCCAAAUGCUUAUUCCUUGUGGUCUGCAUUCAGAAACAUUUGCCAAUUGUCUGCAGAAUCAAAAUGAUGCAAAUCUGACCCAGAUUGGUUAUUUCUACUCGACUGAGUUACAAACUGCUCUCAAGUACUUAUGAUCCUUUGCCACAUUAGGCAUGUAACAAAUGAUUUUGUGCAUGGCAACAAGGCAGCUCAGCCCCUAUG
This is a messenger RNA of Setaria italica (foxtail millet), 1906 nucleotides long. RefSeq lists its product as uncharacterized. The coding region runs from base 136 to 696 and encodes 186 amino acids. Lineage: Eukaryota; Viridiplantae; Streptophyta; Magnoliopsida; Poales; Poaceae. The transcript has 2 exons. The record is from RefSeq and is a predicted model, not a curated record.